Molecule: messenger RNA, 2146 nt
Organism: Suricata suricatta (meerkat)
Lineage: Eukaryota; Metazoa; Chordata; Mammalia; Carnivora; Herpestidae
Gene: RFX8
Product: RFX family member 8, lacking RFX DNA binding domain
Exons: 16
Coding region: 3-1913 (636 amino acids)
Biological process (GO): regulation of transcription by RNA polymerase II
Molecular function (GO): DNA-binding transcription factor activity, RNA polymerase II-specific; RNA polymerase II cis-regulatory region sequence-specific DNA binding
Source: RefSeq, a predicted model, not a curated record
CCAUGGCCGAGGAUGCGCCGGUGUCCCCGGCGGGCGGCGCGGGCAUCCGGGGCCUGCACCGCGCCGUAAUCCAGUGGUUGGUUGACAAUUUCUGUAUCUGUGAAGGGUGCAGUGUGCCUCACUGCCUGAUGUAUGAGAUUUAUGUGGAGACCUGUGGUCAAAAUGCUCAAACCCAAGUCAACCCGUCCACAUUUGGGAAGCUUGUGCAUUUGGCUUUUCCUGAUCUUGGUACCCGGAGGCGAGGCACGAGAGGAAGUGCCAGGUAUCAUUAUGAUGGAAUCUGUAUUAAGAGAAGUUCUUUCUUCUAUGCCCAGUAUUGCUACCUUCUGGGAGAAAAAAGUGGAGAUACCAUUGCCUUUGAAAAAUCUACUAAUUAUAACAGCAUUAUCCAACAAGAAGGAACAUGUGAAAAUCAUUCACCAAUGAAGACAGACCCAGUUGGAUCUCCUUUGUCUGAAUUCAGGAGAUGUCCAUUCUGGGAGCAAGAACUGGCAAAGAAGUACUCCUACAAAAUGAUGGCCUUUCUUGCUGAUGAAUACUACAACUAUUGCCAAGACAUUUUACAAAAUGUGAGGAACCGAGAACUUGAGAGGGUAGAAGACUUGCUCAUUUCUUUCUGGAAAUCUCUGCAGCAAGACACAGUCAUGCUUAUGUCAUUGCCUGAUGUGUGCCGUCUCUUUAAAUGCUACGAUGUGCAGCUGUACAAGGGAGUUGAGGACGUUCUCCUUCAUGACUUUUUGGAAGAUGUUCCUAUUCAGUACCUGAAAUCUGUCCGGUUAUUUAGUAAGAAAUUUAAGCUGUGGCUACUUAAUGCUUUGGAAGGUUUCCCUGCCUGCGUGCAGAUCUCCAAACUCAAAGAAGUUACUGUGUUUGUCAAAAGACUAAGAAGAAAGACAUACCUUUCCAACAUGGCAAAGACUAUGAGAAUGGUAUUAAAAAACAACAGGAGGGUCAGCGUUUUGAAGUCAGAUCUACACGCCAUCAUUAAUCAAGGCACUCUGGACACUUCCGAAAAUGCCCUGCCGAGUAGCCUGUGCAGCACGGCUGACCUGGAGACGCACACGGAGAUGCAAUGUAAACUUCCUUCUGCAGCUUGCAUUGCUGGAGGGGGUGAGGAACACUCAAGGGAACACUCCUCCAGGGCCUCCCUGACGGUCCGCCAGGCCACUGGUGCUAUGGCCGGCUUUGUGCUUUCCAAAAUCAGUGCUGUCACUUUCAUUAUCAUGGGAGUGCCACUUUUUCACACGAUCCGACUUGGCAAUGAUAAAACAGCCGCCAUGUCUCAAUGGCUACCACCAGGCAGCUUCUACGAGGCGGCCGCUGCAGGAUUUUGCUGUCUGGCUUCACAACCAAGCAGAAACAAAGAAGAGUUUAUCAAGUUGGCCGCCAGCUUCCAGCUAAGAUGGAAUUUCCUUCUUACCACCGUGAGCAAAGUCAUGACCCUCUGCCACAGGGACAGUUUUGGCUCCUGGCAUCUGUUUCAUUUGCUGCUUCUGGAAUAUGUGAUUCAUAUACUUCAGUCAUGCAUAGAAGAGGAAGAGGAUGACGAUGAUGUGGGAAAUCUCAAGGAAAUGCUCCCAGAUGACCAGUCUCUUGUCCAGCUAGACCAGGCACCUUUCCACCCUCCAGAUUCUUCUCCAGCUCAGGAGUAUGACAGCUCAUGUGUGGCUCCACCCCGGGUGACGCUGAAACACAUAGGCCAGAGCCGAUGUCCCGUGGGUGUGAACAGUGUGUUCCUCAGGGUGCUGGGCUUCCUGGUGGACACUGCCACGGGUGAUAAGCUCAUCCAGGUAUUGUUGGAGGACAAGGCCACCGAAAGCACCCUCACACUCAGCCUUCCUGUGGGACAAGAGGCCGUGGUAACCCUAAAAGAUGGACAAAAAUUUGUAAUUCAUGUAUCAGAUGUACCCUAAAGCUCUGAAAAUAUUUUUUUCAGGGAAAGCAACGCUAAUACAUAGAGUGAUUUAUUAGAAUAGGACAUGAGAAAACAGAUUUUUCACUCUAAAAAUAUAUUAAAUGCUAAAGCUUUUGUAUUGAUGAGAAAGAAGAUUUUAUGUACAUAAUAGAGGUAGCAUUGUCUGUUUUGUGUUUAUAUGUGUUUCAAGGAGUUCAUUUUGGUGAAUCAUAUAAACUGAUUUGGAGAAUA